Molecule: messenger RNA, 713 nt
Organism: Oppia nitens
Lineage: Eukaryota; Metazoa; Arthropoda; Arachnida; Sarcoptiformes; Oppiidae
Product: tenascin-like
Exons: 6
Coding region: 55-612 (185 amino acids)
Source: RefSeq, a predicted model, not a curated record
UUCAAAAAAUACAUUUAAAAAAUAAUUAAAUUAAAUAUUGUAAUUAAAAAUAAAAUGAUUAAAUUAUUGUUAAAUAUCAGUUUACUUCUUAUUAUAGUAUCAAUGAAUAUGGGCCAUUUAGAUGCAGAUGUUUGUACCCCUGAUAUUGAAGCAAAAUGUCAACGUCUAUACUGUGUUAACCCGGGAUGUGUUGAUGGCAAGUGUCGUUGUGGUGUAGGUAUUUGUACCCCUGAACUUGAAAAACAAUGUAAAACUUUAAGAUGUGUUAACCCGGGUUGUGUUAAUGGACAGUGUCGUUGUGGUGUAGGCAAUAAUGUUUGUACCCCUGAUAUAGAAGCAAAAUGUCAACAUCUAAAAUGUUUUAACCCGGGAUGUGUUGAUGGCCAGUGUCGCUGUGGUGUAGGUAUUUGUACCCUUGAAUUGGAUAAAAAAUGUCAAAUGCAGCGCUGUUUUAGACCCGGGUGUGUCAAUGGCCAAUGUCGAUGUGGUGUAGGAUCUCUAGGUUUUUGUACAGCUGAUCUUAUAGCUCAAUGUAAACUAAUGAAAUGUAUUAACCCCGGGUGUGUCAAUGGUCAGUGUAGGUGUGGUGUAGAUCUCACAGCAACACAAUAAGCAACAUAUUAUUGUAAUUUUUUAAAAUAAUUUAUGAUAAAUUUUAAUGUGUUUUUUUUUGUUAUAAUAUUAAUGUAAUGAUUAUUUUAACAGAAAUUUUA